Monoraphidium neglectum is the source of this 318-nucleotide messenger RNA. RefSeq lists its product as hypothetical. The annotation marks the transcript as partial. The transcript has a single exon. The record is from RefSeq and is a predicted model, not a curated record. NCBI's taxonomy places the organism in Eukaryota, Viridiplantae, Chlorophyta, Chlorophyceae, Sphaeropleales, Selenastraceae.
AUGGCGCCCGGCCUCGCCGCCGCCGCGCCGGCGCUCCAGCACCCGCCGGCGCGCCACGGCCUGCUGCUGAGGCUGCCGUCGCAGCCCAACCUGCAGGCCCCGUUCAGCCCCGCCGGCGGCGUCUUCGAGCUUGAGCUCGACAGCCGGCACAGUAAAGCCCUGGGCGGCGGCGGCCCCUCCGACGCCGCCGCGCCCUGGCCGCCCGGCGGCCCCGGGCUCGCGCGGCGCCUCGGCCAGGCGGCCGCCGGCGCCGCGGAGGGCAGCGCGCUGCAGCGGCUGCUGCUCCUGACGCGGGGCGGCUCCCCCUUUGCGUGCGAG